Messenger RNA from Gadus chalcogrammus (walleye pollock), 936 nucleotides. RefSeq names its product cyclin-dependent kinase 5 activator 1-like. Lineage: Eukaryota; Metazoa; Chordata; Actinopteri; Gadiformes; Gadidae. Gene Ontology annotation, biological process: activation of protein kinase activity; brain development; positive regulation of cyclin-dependent protein serine/threonine kinase activity. Gene Ontology annotation, cellular component: protein kinase 5 complex; cytoplasm. The transcript has a single exon. Gene Ontology annotation, molecular function: cyclin-dependent protein serine/threonine kinase activator activity; protein kinase binding. The coding region runs from base 1 to 936 and encodes 311 amino acids. The record is from RefSeq and is a predicted model, not a curated record.
AUGGGAACCGUGCUGUCCCUGUCGCCCAGCUACCGCAAGGCCGCCCUCUUCGAGGAUGGGCCGGCCACGGUGGGCCACUACACGGCCGUGCAGAACAGCAAGAACGCCAAGGACAAGAACCUCAAGCGCCACUCGCUCAUCAACGUGCUGCCAUGGAAACGCAUCGUGGCGGUGUCCGCCAAGAAGAAGAGCUCCAAGAAGGUGCAGCCCAACGGCUACCAGAACAACGUCACGCACCUCAACAACGAGAACCUGAAGAAGUCCCAGUCCUGCGCCAACCUGUCCACCUUCGCCCAGGACGGGACCCCGCCGCCCCCGCCGCCGCCGCCGCCCGCCAAGGGCUCCGCCGCCCCCCCGGUGUCCUCCGUCAAGAAGGCCCCGCUGGGCAACUCCACCAACGCGGCCACCGCCGCCCCCGGGACCCCCAAGCGGGUGAUCGUGCAGGCGUCCACCAGCGAGCUGCUCCGCUGCCUUGGCGAGUUCCUGUGCCGGCGCUGCUACCGGCUGAAGCACCUGUCGCCCACCGACCCCGUGCUGUGGCUGCGCUCCGUGGACCGCUCCCUGCUGCUGCAGGGCUGGCAGGACCAGGGCUUCAUCACGCCCGCCAACGUGGUGUUCGUGUACAUGCUGUGCCGCGACGUGGUGCCGUCCGACGUGGCGUCGGAGCACGAGCUGCAGGCCGUGCUGCUCACCUGCCUCUACCUGUCCUACUCCUACAUGGGCAACGAGAUCUCCUACCCGCUCAAGCCCUUCCUGGUGGAGACCUCCAAGGAGACCUUCUGGGACCGCUGCCUGUCCAUCAUCAACCUGAUGAGCGGCAAGAUGCUGCAGAUCAACUCCGACCCGCACUACUUCACCCAGGUGUUCGCCGACCUCAAGAACGAGAGCCAGAAGGAGGAGGAGCGCAGCCGCCUGCUGAUUGGCCUGGAUCGGUGA